UACGUUGGAAUAUGUUGCUAAAAGUACAGUAGUUGUGCAUACUAAAGUACCUUACAAUGUAUUUCAAUAACAUAAUCAAUAUAUUUCCUCAAUUCUUUAGUAACUGCAAUCAGUUUCGGACCUGUGCUCCAACUUACAGAAAUUAAUAUUUAUUUUGUGCACGAGCUCAUAAGCUUAACGUCGUUAAGUUAACCGUUACCAGCACGUGCAGUUAAGUGUAAGCAGCUAGCUUCAACAACAACUUUUUGUAGCCAUAUAUUUUAUUUUUCUAGCUUAACGUUAGCUAGUGUAACUUUAAGGGAAACUGAAGCACGAUAGCAUUACUUUUAAUAAGUCGUUUGCUCUUUCUUAGACUAGUAAAAUGAUAAAGUUAAACCGUGUGAAUCUUGACCGGUUCAUGGAGGACUUUACUCAACUAGAACAGAAAAUUACAGAGGUUACUGGCAAAAACAACGUGUUGGAGAUCAUGCUGGAGGAUGCCAAUAGACUCGUAAAAUUCUAUCUGGCCAAGGAGAAGUGUGUGGUUGAGGAGAGAGACAGUCUCCUGGUCACUGUGAACAGACUGCAGCAGACUCUGCAGGAGCAGUGCAACCUCAGAGUGGAGAAUGAGAGACUGAAGAAGGACAUGGCCGACCUGAAACGACAGAACAAGAGAACAGCAGAGGAUGGAGAGGCUGAGCUUCAGCGGCUGGCCAGUGAAAUGAGAGCAGAAGCAGAGAGACACCAGAGGGAGCUAGAGACUGUCAGGCAGCAGUGCAGGAGAGAGGUGGAGGCCGCCCACAGGAAGGGCGUCCAGCAGCUGGAAGCUAAAGAUGCCGAAGGGAAGAAUCUGAUGGAGAGAAAGGAUCUGGACCUGGAGGAGUUGAGGAAGAGGCUGAAGGAACAGGAGAGGGAGAGGCAGAGCGAGCUCCUCAAGUUACAGAUGGAGUUUGGUGCAAAGUUAGCCAGAGUUCAGAGUACAGCUCAGUUGAGCCAACAGCAGCAGCAGCAGCAGCAGCAGCAACAACACGGCUCCAACCUUAUUCCACAGAGCGUCUUCAAGAGGGUGAGCAGCCCACACAGCACCUUUUACAUCAUAGAGAAGCUGCAGUUUUUCCAAGAAGAGAAGAACAAGGAAAUUGUUGCUCUGCGUCAGAGAAUCAAAGAGCUGGAAGAGAGCCAGCGUGCCGGCAGCUUCAGCGACAGCCGUCUAAAGAAGAGAAAGAUCUAGUUUGUUUACAGUAGAGGCCAGAAGCUGUGGACACGUCAACUCUGCAGAUGCAUGAAUCUCCAGACCUCCCGGGGGGUGGGGGGGGGACUUAAGUGACUUAAGUUAUUUAAAGUUUCCACAUUUGUAUUUCAGUUUCAUUUCAAAGCUGAAUUUGGAGUUUAACUCUACUGCUUCUUGUGCAGUGUCAUACUUGACAAGAUUUGCAGUGUCAUCAGGUGUUCAGUGUGCAGAGAGCACAUUUAAACACAGGGCAUAUUCCUGUAAGACUUAUAUCCAAUCAGACGCCUGCAUGGAAGGGCAGGAGGGUGAGGCGCUGAAGUAAGAGAAGCCCACUUCUGAUUAAAUCAGAUAGCUUGAAGCUUAAACCCAUUCAGGGAGUUUGACCUGUUCAUCUCCUUUCUUUCAAAGAAAACUUGUGUUGUCCUCAUCUUGUCAUUUUGGAAAAGCAAAGUUAAACUCUACUUCCUUUCAUUUGUGUUCACGAUUUCCCAUUGUUUAGGAAAGUAAAAGCCUGAAAAAGCUCCGCUUCCCUCAGUAGCCUAAAACUGUUGCGUCUACCCGAAUAAUAAACUAGGUAUCAGUUUCUUUAUAUCGAUCAACUUUGAUUUGAGUUUUUAACAUAAGAGUGGAGUGUUCACUGAGAACAUGAGCAGUAACUGAUUGGAGCUCAAGACCCAUUUCUGCAAUUGAUUAACAUUUAAGAUAUGUUGGAAUUUCCACACAACAAAUUUUGAACUUUCUCGAUGUCUUCUGACUGCAGUGUCGUCGUCGUCCCCCCCCCCACCCCCACUCGCUGUGCCUCCACUACUCCUCACAGCUGUAUGAAGACGUCUCGGUGAAGUGUUGAUCUCAUGCUCUGUAAUCUCUUUAUCUGUGCUGCUCAACCUGCGUCAAGGGGAAAGACAGCUAAUCUCUAUGGGAACAUUGGUUAACACCGUUGCAUAACAUUUCAUCUCCACAAAAGCCAAGAGAUCAACCUUUUAGUUGCAAAACACAGCCAUGUCUCUCACAGAGGUGUGCUUUGCUAAACCUGCAAACCAAAGUGUUCCAGUUAUACUGUACACACUGUGGCUACAAAUACUUGUGCACAUUUGUCAUCAAUUGCUUCCUUUUGGCUUCUUUUUUGCCGCCCUGAACCGAUGUUGGCCAUAUUAAGGGAUUGGCACUGACCCAAAUUAAAACAGGAUUAGAGUUCAUGACACCACCUUAAUGCGUCAUCAGUGGAAGAGAGGCUGAAGAUAGGAAGAAGGUGAGCUCUCACAGUAGGGGUGUUUUCACUGUCCUUUGACUUACCUGAUGUCUCAAACAGACGCGCCCCCCUCCCCUCCUGUGUUCUUGCUAUCAGUGUGCAGUUAGUCUGUUCCAGAGGACAGAGAUGGAGACUAGGACGGCACCGUUUUGCUCAGUGUAUUCAACGAUUUUGCCUAAACUGUCAGACUUCAGCAUGUAAGUGAAGAAACUGGGCCAAAAGAACUACUUUUUCAUACCAUUGCAUGCAAUGGAUUCUACGGCUGUGUUAUGAUGCAAAGCAGCAAUUUGGAAACUUGGUAAGAAAACAAGAAUCUUGUUUUACCAUAUAUUCUAACCAUAUUCUUUUUCACUCUUUUUGUUAAAUGUCUCCGGCCUUUUUGUACGCAUUUGAGGGUUACACGUUACUGGUAUCUAGUACAUUUACAGUAAUAUGUGUACAAACUGUUGCAUAAGACAUCUGAGAAUUUGUAUUUAAUAUAGUGGCGUCGUCUUAAAAUUAUAUGGUUUUAGUGUAGCACUGGAAGGACUUGUAGAAUGUUUAUACUGUAUGUGAUGUUAAAGAAGAAAUUAAAGGCAAUGUUUACCUGAUUAUUCCCUGUUAACCUGUGUUAAGAGGAUGAUGAUAGGGCUGCACAAUGAAGUUUUUUUUUUUUUUUUUUUUUUUUUUUAUCCUCUCAAUAUCAACUCCUGCAAUAAACCCUUGCGAAAGGCUGCGACAUAUCGCGAAAAACACUCAAUUUUUUAUGUUAGUUGAAAGAAAACUUUACAAUGUAACUGUCAGUCUUUUUUUCAGUGGUACCUUUUUAUAUUUAAUGUUCAAUUUGUUCAAUAAAAGUGUUUGGAAUGA
Molecule: messenger RNA, 3308 nt
Organism: Perca flavescens (yellow perch)
Lineage: Eukaryota; Metazoa; Chordata; Actinopteri; Perciformes; Percidae
Gene: ccdc152
Product: coiled-coil domain containing 152
Exons: 8
Coding region: 362-1210 (282 amino acids)
Source: RefSeq, a predicted model, not a curated record